AUGGUCAUCAUCAUCAGGAAGCCGGUCGAUCUUACCUCGAUGCCCAUCGGAAUGGCAAGGAUCAUUCAGACGGCACUCAGGAUACAAGCCAGCCCAGGGUCUCGCCGCCUCUUCAGCGCAUCUACCAAGCCUGAUGAUAAGUCGAACUCAAGUACUGAGCCUGAUGAGAAAUCCAAAUCAAGUACUGAGGAUCGGAUAAGUCCUCUUCGAGCCUCUCGCGUCCCUUCUUCCCGUCUGGGCAGAUUAUUUCACUACGGAGGACUGGCCGCAGGAAUCGGUUGGGGGACGGCAUCGGAAGCUCUGAGACGGACGGCCACUGGCCACCAGAAUGAUUCGCAUCCGCUGGCUCUGUCGGAAGCUAACGUCCGGCGCCUCGUCGACAAACUAACCAAGAUGCGAGGCGCUGCUCUCAAGCUCGGCCAGUUCUUGGCCAUCCAAGACGCCAAGAUCUUGCCGCCCCAGAUCGAGGAAGUCCUUGUGAAGGUCCAGUGUACCGCAGACUACAUGCCGUUUGACCAAGCAGGGACUGUUCUGACCCAAGCUCUAGGAAAUGACUGGCUGCAAAAGUUCGAUAGCUUUAAUGAAGUUCCAUUCGCCGCAGCUUCGAUCGGUCAAGUACACGCCGCCCGCGUUGCCGAUGGUGAGAAAGGGUUUAUCAAAGCUGCGGUGAAAGUGCAAUUUCCGGGAGUUUACGAGUCGAUCCAGAGUGAUUUGUCCUAUCUCAGCGUGCUUGCUAGCACCACUUCGAUCCUACCCAAAGGGCUAUUCUUGUCCAAGUCGAUCGAGGUGCUCGGUCAGGAGCUCAAAGAUGAGUGUGAUUAUACCCGGGAGGCUCGUUAUGGGAAACGGAUGGGCGAAUACUUGAAGGACGAUCCCAGGUUCACGGUGCCUAGAGUCUUCGAUCACUUGAGUACUAAAAUGGUCUUGACGACUGAGUUCAUGUCAGGCACCUCCUUGAGACAAGCCGCUAAAUGGUCACAAGCUUUGCGAAAUAAAAUCGGUCACGAUGUCCUCGAACUCUGUUUUAGGGAAAUCUUACACUUCCGUCUCAUGCAAACCGAUCCUAACUGGAGCAACUUCCUCUGGAAUGAAGACACACAGCAAAUCGAAUUGAUCGACUUUGGAGCCACACGAGAAUAUAGUGAAAAGUUCAUAGAUGCGUAUCUAAAGCUGCUCAAAGCUGGAAUCGAUGGUAGUCGUGCGGACUGCAUAGAGGCCUCUAUUGAGCUGGGAUAUCUGACUGGCAAUGAAUGCGAGACAAUGCUAGAUGCACAGUACAAGUCCGUGAAAGCCCUUGGAGAACCGUUUCGGGCGACAAGCCAACAGCCGUACGAUUUCGCCCAACAAACGGUCACCGACCGAGUCCGGGCCGAAAUCCCGACGAUCGUCCGGUUGCGAUUGACGCCACCCCCGAUCGAGACGUACAGCUUGAAUCGCAAGCUUAGUGGGAUGUUCUUGCUUUGUAAUCGUCUAGGCUCCAAGAUUGACUGCCAUACGAUUCUCGACAACCUGAUGCGUGAAAAAUCGGCCGGCUCCUGGGGCCGUCAUCUUUCCGAUGCUCCCACCGCAUCUUGA
Messenger RNA from Puccinia triticina, 1575 nucleotides. RefSeq lists its product as uncharacterized. Gene Ontology annotation, biological process: ubiquinone biosynthetic process. The record is from RefSeq and is a predicted model, not a curated record. The transcript is spliced from 8 exons. Gene Ontology annotation, molecular function: kinase activity. Gene Ontology annotation, cellular component: extrinsic component of mitochondrial inner membrane. Bases 1 to 1575 code for a protein of 524 amino acids. NCBI's taxonomy places the organism in Eukaryota, Fungi, Basidiomycota, Pucciniomycetes, Pucciniales, Pucciniaceae.